AAGGGGUAGAAUAAUAAUAAUAAUCAUAACUUGAUUCGAUUUGUAUUUUGGACCGCAGGGGAUGCAGAUCAACAGACACAUCUCGGAGGCAAAACAAAGAAUAGAGCUACAAGUGUGAAGAAAAACAGAGGAUGAUGCGAUACAAAGAGGAAAAAGAAGCGAAGAAGGAAGCUUUCAGAAAAUAUCUGGAAUCAAGUGGAGCUGUGGACGCUCUCACCAAAGUUCUGGUUGCAUUAUACGAGCAAAACGACAAGCCUUCUUCUGCCGUCGAGUUCAUUCAACAGAAAUUAAGCUGUCCUUCCAUCUCCGAAUUUGAAAAAUUGCAAGCUGAAUUCUCCGAUCUACAAUUCAAAUAUAAUGAGCUUUUAGCAGCACACCGCAAAACCUGCAAAGAGUUAGAAGAAAUGAGAAACUCGCAUGCCUUGUCAACGGCAUCUACCAAGGAAACAACUGAUAGUGAAUCUCCUAAAGAUGGACUGUGAAGCUUCUGCGGCCAAACUUGCAGUACUUGGAAGUCCAUACAAGUGUAUUUAACCUGGUUUGCAAUUGUUGCGAUGUUUUCUUUCUUUCUUUCUUUCUUUUUAUGGGGGUGACUAUUGCUUGAUUUUGCCAUUUUGGUCUAUUCGUUGUUCCUCGUCUUCAGUGGGUUCUAUUGUAACUUUUAAUCAUUCCCCCCACUCCCGGGUUUCUUCUCUUCCUUUUACUUGAGCUUUGAUUUAUAUAUGUUAA
Messenger RNA from Abrus precatorius (Indian licorice), 729 nucleotides. RefSeq names its product c-Myc-binding protein homolog. Gene Ontology annotation, biological process: regulation of DNA-templated transcription. Bases 132 to 482 code for a protein of 116 amino acids. The record is from RefSeq and is a predicted model, not a curated record. The transcript has 5 exons. Gene Ontology annotation, molecular function: transcription coactivator activity. Gene Ontology annotation, cellular component: nucleus. NCBI's taxonomy places the organism in Eukaryota, Viridiplantae, Streptophyta, Magnoliopsida, Fabales, Fabaceae.